Hyalella azteca is the source of this 1068-nucleotide messenger RNA. Its product is annotated as zinc metalloprotease ZmpC-like. Lineage: Eukaryota; Metazoa; Arthropoda; Malacostraca; Amphipoda; Hyalellidae. The coding region runs from base 88 to 1068 and encodes 326 amino acids. The record is from RefSeq and is a predicted model, not a curated record. The transcript has 5 exons.
AAUGCUCUGACUUUGUUGAUAUUUUCUGAAUUUUGAUAAUCAAUAGGUCACAGUUUAACUUGGAUCUGCACAAAUAUAAUAAUUAUCAUGAAGAUUAAGAUGAAAGAGUGCCGUGUUGUGGUACACAAACUGUCUGAUGCUGCUGUCAAGAGGGGCUGGCAUGCUGAGAUGAACCUCAUCCAAACACCUUCCGUAGUGUGCAGAGUCGAGUCUGAUGCUGUCAAGGCCAGUGGCUCAUUUAUACUCCCAGAGAAAGUGGGAGGUAACAUCAAGGCAGAGCCUAAAUAUGAGGAACAGGAUAUAACUGUAAAGAAGGAGCCUGAAUAUGAGGGAGAAGACAUAACUGCGAAGCAGGAGCCUGAAUAUGAGGGAGGAGACGUAACUGUGAAGGAGAAGCCUGCGCAUGAGGAAGAACACGUAACUGUGAAGGAGGAGCCUAAAUAUGAUGAAAUGGAUAUAUCUGUGAAGGAGGAGCCUGAAUAUGAGGGAGAAGACAUAAUUGUGAAGGAGGAGCCUGAAUAUGAAGGAGAAGACAUAACUGUGAAGGAGGAGCCUGAAUAUGAGGAAAAUGACCUAACAAUGAAGAAGCAGCAGCAUGAAUAUGAGGGCGACCAAAUAACUGUGAAGCAGGAGCCUAAAUAUGAGGCAGAAGACAUAACUGUGAAGCAGGAGCCUACAUAUGAGGAAAUGGAUAUAUCUGUGAAGGAGGAGCCUGAAUAUGAGGGAGAAGACGUAACUGUGAAGGAGGAACCAAUUGGCAUUGAAAUUGAGGCCCAGCAAGCGCUGAGUCCAUCGUCCCACGUGGCUAGCAAGAUGGAAGCGCAAGUCAAGGCUUCUGAUGCACAAGCAGCCCGCCAACUCCUCUCGCUCGCCCCUGCCGUGCCUGAUAUGCUGGGCAAGAAAAAAGAGCAGCCUGCAUCCGAGAUCGAUUCUGUAAACCACGCUGGCAGCGUCAACGCUUCUGCAGCAUCGUGCUCCCAGGAACACACCAACAGGCUCACUUAUUCCCAGCGUAGAUUUGCUGAUGCCGUAGUUACAACUUGUUCCAUUAGGCAGAACGAAGAAUAG